AUGGAGUCAUCAACUAUCGCAUUCAAUAUUAUGUCACUGUCUGACGCAAAAGUUCUUAAGUUAUCAUAUCUCUCCACCAUUCCAAAUGAGAUAUUCGACACGAUUAUGGCCGAAGCCGAGAUCCAAGAACCUCAAAAUGUUACUGUUAGAUGCAAGAGAUCCAGUAACACAUUCGAGAUCCAUAGUGACAUGCAACCGUCAAAGGCUUCACAAAUUUUCUGCCGGUCGAGACAGUGGGCUAAGUCACAGCAUGUCGUAUCUCACUUGGCCCACCGCAGAGGCUACGUCUGGCCCCUAGAGCCCCUGCAAAACUUCUACUUCAAUCCAGAAAUAGACACACUCUGUCCCAUUAUGGAACAGGAGUGGACAUCAGAGGCCUUCUACACACUCUGCGAAGUUAUAAAAAUAAUCAAAGUGUGCAGGAUUGCUAUUGGCGAUUGCACACAUGCCGAGGAUGCUCUGAAGAGUCGAUGGGGAUCCUUCUGCAGUAUGAAAAACAUAGAAAAUUGGAGUUCAAGCUUCAAAGAAAUCAUUAUGUACACAACGAAGCGAAGCUUCGACGAGCAUUAUAGACCAAAUUUUGCUCCAUGGGAAAGCAGCAGAAUAACUCUAAGCAUGUACCAAAGCAAGGCUCGAAGCAUUCAAAUGCAUCAUUCCAGGCCAACCCUGAAGAAACUCAUUGCAAUAAAAAAUGCGCAAGAUAUGGCGGACGAAGGGGCCAAGCGUAAUGGGGAAGGAAGGACAAUGGUGGAAGGGAUUCCAGCCUGGUUGUUCGAAAAGACAGCUAAGGCAGACCUUGAUUUAAGAAUGAUGGUAGAGGUUGGAUCUCUUGAUCCUGAAAUUGGAGAGGAUGAAAAUGGUGGAGAUGGCAAUGGCGGCGACGAGAACGAUGGAGGCCAUGACGAGGAUGAAGAUGAGGAGCUUGAGCCAGACGAGGGCAUCGAAGACGAAAACAGUGAUGAUUACUUCACCGAUUAG
This is a messenger RNA of Botrytis deweyae, 978 nucleotides long. RefSeq lists its product as uncharacterized. The coding region runs from base 1 to 978 and encodes 325 amino acids. The transcript has a single exon. The record is from RefSeq and is a predicted model, not a curated record. Lineage: Eukaryota; Fungi; Ascomycota; Leotiomycetes; Helotiales; Sclerotiniaceae.